GUAACUACGUUAUUUUCACCUCUACUUAGCAUACUUGUUCUGUGAACAUCUUCUUCUUGGUCUGUGGUCAAUCUGUGGUGUAGAAAAAAAGAUCCAAGGAAAUCUUUGUAAAAAAGUUUGACCAAAUUGAUUGAAACAAGUGGAACCAACAUUGGAUAGUAGUACGGCUUACUACUUACUGCACGAUAAAAUAAAAAAAAUAUUAUUCAGUUUUGCAUCGGAGUUCAUAUGCGGACAAAAACAGGCACACAUUAGUUAAAUCCUCGUUCACACAUCAAAGUAUUUCUGAAGACUGUGAAAAAUAAUGGCUCGUGGACAACAAAAGAUACAAUCACAAGCCAAGGCAGCUGAAAAACAAUCCAAGUUAAAGAAGCAGCAAGGACACAGUGCCACUGAUCAAAAGAAAGCUGCACAAAAAGCACUGGUACACGUGUGUGUGGUUUGCAAGGCACAAAUGCCCGACCCGAAGACCUACAAACAACACUUUGAAAACAAACACCCUAAGAAUGAUUUACCGGAGGAUCUUAAGUCCAUCUAACAUUUGUAUUUUCUAGCUUUAAUUAUUUCUAUUACCUUCAAAAGUACUGCACUCACUGCGUGAACUGCAUUAUAACAAAAUAAUUAAUUAAGGAACUAAAAAUCUUUUUUAAAUAUUUGUAAUAAAAAAUAUCUUAUUACAUUUUUUUUUAUUUUAAAGCUCAUUAAAAAAACAUUUGCAUUAAUGAUAUAUAUAAAUAUUUAAACCAACAUAGUGGAUAUACGCUGUGUAGCAAAGUAAGUGAAAUGGUGGAUAUUGUGUACUUGAAUUUUAUUGGCGACUACACCAGUGUCAAUUCCCGGCCACACUGCUAGAUGUGGUUCACGAAGUGAGUUAAGGGCUGGACAACUACAUCCAAAUGCAUUUUUCUCUAAUCAGUUACUGUUAUAUAUUAUUUAUUACAACUGUUAUGUAACAAGAUAUAUUUUCUGUCUGUGUAUGUGUAGGUAUUUAAUAAAUUUUUCUAAAAUUAAGAUGGCAACACUUACAAAAUUUUCCUUGUUAGGUAUUCUUUCAAUUAAACAAGUAAACAGGUCUAACUGUGUCAUUCAUUAAUAAAAAUUGAAUAAGAUCGA
Diatraea saccharalis (sugarcane borer) is the source of this 1113-nucleotide messenger RNA. The record is from the annotation of a GenBank genome assembly. Lineage: Eukaryota; Metazoa; Arthropoda; Insecta; Lepidoptera; Crambidae.